AAAUCUUUUCAAUUUUGUUAGUCACCAAGUAGAAUAAAUCUAUAGUUAAAUACUUAGUGUGUGUCUGAAAUGUAAGGAUCUUGACUGCAACUGUCUUUAAUAUUAUUUAAAAAAAAAUUCUUUACUUUUUAUUCUAUUUCCUUACAUGGAAGCCAUUGCUUGCAUUUUGGAGCUUGUUUUAUAUGUGGAUUAAUCUACUUGUAUUCAAGCACCCCAUAUCUUCUGAGGAUUUAGAAAUAUAGUGUAUUUCGUAAUUUGGGAUAGUACUAGAUCUGAGUGUUCUAAAUUUUAUUUAUGGGAUGUAGGACUACUGGCUGCUUUCCAGUCUUUCACAGCAAGUAUAUAAUCAUUAAAAUCUAAUCCAGUUUAGUCUCCUGCCUAAAGCUAUGGCUGGAAUAGAAUGCUUCAGCUGAAGGCAAACAGUAGUACAUUGCCCUUUCCCCUCUAUAUACAGCAGAGUGCACCAAUUGUGGAUCACUGCAGCUAUCAGCUUAUGCUCUGAAGCAUGACAUUUGAUUAUCCUCAUUGGAGAUUGGUGAUUUAAUAAUUAGGGACUAAUUAUGUGGGGAAGGGCUGUCUUAUUUAAUUCAUGGCUUUAUUAGAGUCAGCAUGUCCUACCUCUAGUCAUUACUUCUUCUAGAUAGAAAUCUGACUGCUGUAUUCAGGGAGGGAAAACUAGUAUGGACUUUAUGUAUUUGUUUCAUAAUUGUCUUUUUACCAGCAAUUCGUUUUGGACGAAUGCCAAGAUCUGAGAAGGCAAAGUUGAAAGCAGAAAUUCUAACAGGUGAACAAGAUGUGGAAGAUUCAGAAAUGGCAGAUCUUAAAUCUCUCGCCAAGAGAAUCUAUGAGGCCUAUCUGAAAAACUUCAAUAUGAACAAGGUCAAAGCUAGAGUCAUCCUUGCAGGGAAAACCAAUAACAAUCCACCAUUUGUUAUACAUGACAUGGAAACACUCUGUAUGGCAGAGAAGACUCUGGUGGCAAAACUGGUAGCCAAUGGAAUCCAGAACAAGGAAGCAGAAGUUCGAAUCUUCCAUUGUUGCCAGUGUACAUCUGUAGAGACUGUAACAGAACUUACUGAAUUUGCCAAAUCUAUUCCUGGCUUCUCAAAUCUUGAUUUGAAUGAUCAGGUGACUCUGUUAAAAUAUGGAGUUUAUGAAGCCAUUUUUGCCAUGCUAGCUUCUGUAAUGAACAAAGAUGGGAUGCUGGUAGCCUAUGGAAACGGCUUUAUAACUCGAGAGUUCCUGAAAAGCCUAAGAAAGCCAUUUUGUGAUAUUAUGGAGCCGAAGUUUGAUUUUGCAAUGAAAUUCAAUGCACUGGAGCUGGAUGAUAGUGACAUAUCGCUUUUUGUAGCUGCUAUCAUUUGCUGUGGAGAUCGUCCUGGUCUUGUAAAUGUAGAAUACAUUGAAAAGAUGCAGGAGGGCAUUGUGCAUGUACUAAAACUUCACUUGCAAAACAACCAUCCUGAUGACAUCUUCCUCUUCCCAAAACUCCUCCAGAAAAUGGCUGACCUCCGACAGCUUGUCACAGAGCAUGCUCAGCUUGUUCAGAUAAUUAAAAAGACUGAAUCUGAUGCACUCUUGCAUCCUUUAUUACAAGAAAUCUACAGCGAUAUGUAUUAAGGGUUUUUUGUAAUUUUUUCCACGGUAUUUAAAACCAAGAGCAAUAUUAAUAAUAGAUGGGAGAAAAAUUACUUUGUACAAUUAUCUGCUAUGCUGAAUUCCAGAACAUGAAAAAUCUAAAUUGUAGAUAACUGGAAUGUCAUACUUCUUUUGUCGUGGGUUUUUUAAGUACUUUAUAGAAAUUACAUAGUGCUCAUGAAUUUGCUCAUAAGAAGCUUUGGUUAGUUUGAAAUUUGAGGGUUAGCGAGAAUGUGUAUGUACUGAACAAGUAGAUAUUUAACAAAUCUGAAUCUGUUAACUAACAAAUAGACCUUGAUUGAUCAAAAUUAUAUUCUGCAUUGGGCUAGUCAUUAAGCAUUAAUUUACCAGAUAGGGCAAAAUGUGUUCAAUAUACGUGCACUAUCUUCUAUAGAUUAUGUACUCUUGGUUUAAAUACUCUCCUGUUCAUUACUGAGAACCAACUAGCACUUUCAAAUUUUUUCUCAAACAGUAGUCAGGCUAGAUGUAUCAAGUGGCUGGGUAUAACUAUACAUGCACAGGUAUAUUUAUUUGAAAGAUAUAUUUACUUUGUUGCUGUCUGAAUUAUGAGAGGAAUGGUACUACUUAAGUAACUUUAGGAUUAGCCUUUUAAAAAAAGUCUUUAAAAAAAAGUUAAAGGAUUAUCAUAGUGUAACUCACAUAAUCACUUCCCUGCCACUGCAGGAGCCUUGGGCACUGGUGCACCUUGGUCCCUUCUAUUCUCUGCCUAUGGCACGUAAUAGUCUAGUCUCCCAUGGGAGGUAAUACCCAAUUAUCAAAAUUAGACCAACCAAAGUAUCAGUGUGUGGAUCCUGGGUCGUGCUGGUGUUCUCUGAUAUACAGGAGGUCAGACUAGUUGAUCUAGUGGUCCUUUCUGGCCGUAAACUGUAAGACUCUAUAAAAUACGUCAAAGAUAUCUUAGCAAGAUGCUUGUUGGUGAAUUGUACUUUACAAUGGGGGAAUGCUUUUUCAAAAGUGUUCUAAUGAAACUAGGCGAAAGUCCCUUUUGGGUGGAGAUGUAGUAUAUUGUGUGCAUCUUGGAGAAGUCUUAAUUGCUGAAGGUGAAAUUUUUACUUUAAAUGCCAUUUUGAAUUAGCAGGACUUGGGGAGUCACUCAGAAGUCUGAUUCUUGCCCUAAGGAAGCUGAAUUCCAGAUCUUCAGAAUACAAUAGCUUCAGGUGGUGGUCUACUCUGAAAAAUGAUUGUAUAAACAUGGCACCUUUAUUCUUAACAGAUCUGCACCCAAUAUGUAUUCAAAGUCAUACAUAUUUACUGUUCUGAUAAAAAAUAUUAAUUUACAUUCUCUGCCAAUCCAGCUGAGUGAAAUGCCUUCUGUUCCUCCUUAUACAUUGUCAACAGAACUAUUAACUAAAUCCAAACACACUAUAUUCUGCCCUCCUUUUACUCUAGCACACUGGAGACAAGUACAGAAAGCAGAAUUUGUAGACACUGAUUGCAUGGUUGUAAAGGAAGAGGGCACAGCUUGGAGAAAAUUGUUUCAUGAAUUGAGGGCAGAAUCUGAGCCACAGUGUAGUUCUUACUGGUGAUGUAAGCCAGAAUAACACAGCUUGAGUUUAUGUCCAUGUUGUCUGCAGGACUGGCCGUUAGAACAAUCAUGUUACAGUAAACUGAGCACAUUUAAUCUGAAAAUCAUUGAAACAUAAUAGACAUGGAACUCCAUCAUGCCACUUUUCAGAGACUACUGUAUAAAGAAUGAAAACAACUGCUAGCCAUGAGUUUCUUUUGGGAGUAACAUUUAAUAUAUUAAAGACAGUCUCCUGCUCUCUUAUCCUAUCUUUUCCUUUUUACCCCGAGAGUUUCUCUGUUGAUCUUUUUUUAUGGGGUGUUAAAACAAUGAUCUUGACAGCCAAUUUUGAUAAUACUUUACUUUCUGUGGCUGAAAAAGGGUCAGUUUUCAUGCCUGCUUUACUGUAGCCUCGUUUCAAGGCCUCAGAAUCAUAAAACUUCACUAACAGAAUCAACUUGGGAGUAAGGCUUGAUAAAUCCCAGAACACAGGACAGCGAUCUCUGUUUUCAUCAUAGAACUUGUUUCUGCUAGAGACUUGUUGGUACAGUUAGGCUUUUGUCAUUUGAGCUUUACAUAUUGAGUGAGAUUAGAGUGAUUUUUUUUUCAGCUUACACAUUGCAAGUGUUAAAAACAAAGUAUCUGUACUUCCAUCAGUGUGCUUAGAAUCUAUGCCAGUUUCUGUGCUUAUGUAACUUCUUAGGCACACACAGUUCAAACUGGUGCCUUGGUCUGGGGGAGGGGAAAAGUAAAGAAUGCAUAUACACAAAAUGAUGGCAUACAUGCUACCUUUCCUAUCCACCAUUUUUUCUUUUUUCACAACCAGCAGCAGUGAAAAGUAUGGCUAUAGGACACCUACCUUAUCUAUUCAAUUUGAUGAUAGAUUUUCAAGUUUUAUCAGAAAAUAGUGGAUUGAGAAAUGAUCUGCUUUUAUGUAUUAUUGCAGUACACUGUGACUCUUGAGAAAAAUGAGAGGAUUUCAGCAAUGGUACUUUCUGCUAUUAAAAAUGUUUCCCAUUGCCAACUGCAAAGUUCAUGAAUUAGAUGCUAAAAAAUUGAGGUUGGCUUAAAAACUAUAAGAUAUAUCACUGUCUUGGAUUUUGGAGCAGGAGGUGUUUUAGGGGCUUCUAGGUCACAUUUUCAAACUUUACUCCCAAGAAUGAGGGAUAGAAACUUAAAUGAAGGCUGAGAUUCUCACAUAAUCAUUUCUUUCCAGAAGAUGGGGCUUUAUAUAAAAUAUCAAAUAUUGCAAGACUCAUAAUGAAACCAUAAGAGUUGCCAGUAUUUGACUUCUCAAGUUAAGUAUGGACCUAAAUACUCUGGAUCUUUUAAAAUAUUUCAACUUCCUAUUAUUAUCUGUCCUUCUGGAAAUUUAAUUCAGACUUGUUCUGGGUUUAUUACAUUUCCAGUACACUGUCCCUGUUUGUUUCCAACUUUCAUAUAGGUUCAAAUUCUGGACCUUUGCACAGGCCUUAAAUAAACAAACCUUGCUCAGGUAAAUGUCCAUGGGAGUCAGGGAGGGCAGCAUUCUUAUCUUAUUGAGCAGCACCCAUUAUACCCACUUUUCUCCAUGCAGGUGAUUAGACUGGUGGAGCCACAUAAUCAUUGUAACACUGGCUAUACCCUUGCCCAUUCCCCACCAUUUCUACCACCAGCCACUAGUCUGUGCUGCUUUGGAGGAAGCCAGUGUGGAGUAAAGUUCAGUGCUGUCCAGAAUGCGUGCAGUACAGAAGAAUCACAGUGAUUCCACUGACUUUAAGUUGCUGUUCUUCCAUUGAAAGGGAGGUAGGUUUGGCCCAGAAUGAAUAACUGUUACAGUGAAUGAUGAAUUUUUGGUUUUGCCAUUUGGGAUAAAAUGUGAUGUUUUGUUGCCAGGAUGGUUGAGCAAGGACAGCACUUUCUAGAGAGAGAGACUUCAAUGCAGUGCUAGAAUUGACUCAGCAGGUAGAUGAUAUGCAUAUGGAGUUACUACUGUUUAUAAAGCUUAAAUUAAAGUAUUUGUUCCUCAGAACUCAAACCUUCAGAAUGCUUAUUCUGUAUGGGGAUGUGAUGCAGCUGACUCAGUUUUAGGUGCAUGCCUCGUGUUUGACUAAUAGUAGUCCCCAUAAUUAAGUCUUUGACCGUCAGCCAUUAUGAAUACCUGCUCUGUUAGGAGCCCUAACCGUUACUUCCUUGCUGCCUGGUAGUUAAGGAGACUUCUUUGUUUUGUCCACUCACCUCAUCUGCUGAAUGAAACCAUCUCAUUUUCCUUCAGUCUUUCAUAAACCUUGGUCUUCCUGGUGCCUCUUUAUCUGAUACUAAAUACAAAGGUGAAGCAGAACCUAUUAAACUCCCUAGUGCUCUUGUUUAGUUAAACAGCAGCUGUACACACCCCAUCUCCCCAGAUGAGGCAGUACACUGUCCCACCUCCACUUGUAUAUGCUAUGACUACAAGCAUCUGAGUAUGUCAGCACCCAUGUCUAUGUACUUUCACACUUAACACCAAUAGUGCUACCCCUACUGAUGGUCUCUACAGCUGUUGGCAUCGCUUUCAGCAUUCUUGAUGUAUGCAGCACCCACGUGUGUAACAGUGAACAGCACACUUGGUGUGAACCUGAUGACAGUGGUAGCAAUGGCACACAUCCAGAGCCUCUUUGCAGUUCAGCUAGGAUCUUUCUUUGUCAGCAAAGUUCCUGAUCUAGAAAUUCAUUCAUCAAACAUCUAAAAGUUUUUAAAUAGGAAAAGACAGCAGUCGCAUUUCAAGACCGGCUAAUGUUUUGACUAGUUUCCAUAACCAUUUGAAUUUUGAUGAGUGUUUUAAAGAGCUACAAUUAAAAUUAACAUUUAAAAUAUAUGCACAAAAAGUAUUUGUCUAGGGGUUACAGAAACUUGAACAAGAUGUUAACAGAUCCUAAAAUUCUGGGAGAUUCCACUGAGUGCACUACAGAGAUAACUAUACUGCCUCCAGAGAAUACAAGGCACAGAACAAUAAUCUCAACUGUAAAUUUAGCAUUGGUAUACAGAAUUUAUUUUAGCAUUAAAUUUUUCACAGAUUUAGCUCAGCUACCUCAACAGAUUAUCACAAUAGACACUAACAAAUUAGAUUUUCAAGAUGGCUGCUUUUGUGAAAGUUUACAGUUUGGACUAAGUGCUAACAGAUUCCUGAGCAACUUUCAUCAUGCACAAAGGAGUCAAAUCAUCCAACCUUCAGGGUUUU
Chelonoidis abingdonii (Abingdon island giant tortoise) is the source of this 6359-nucleotide messenger RNA. The record is from RefSeq and is a predicted model, not a curated record. NCBI's taxonomy places the organism in Eukaryota, Metazoa, Chordata, Testudines, Testudinidae.